UUCCUUAUAAUUCAUCCAUUCAUUCAUUCAUUUCAUCAUUUUCGUUCUCUUUUCUCCUAUUUAAUUUCUUUAACAAAUCCUUCAAAAUUAACCGCCAAAUUAUGGAGCCAUUUUGCCGCCGAUUGUCUGGCGGCGGCGCCACCACCUCCGCCGCUGGAAUUCAACUUCGGCGGCCGAGGCAGGAGCCUGGAAUUACCGCAGUACGCUACAAUUACAAUUACGAUCCUCUCCGGAAGCGGAGGUCGAUCACGUUGAGAUUUCCAAUGCGGUUGGUGGCGGCGGCGUCGGAGGUGAGGUCCACGCGCGGCGGUGGCGCGUGGGAGAGAUCCGAAGAGGUAGCGGGAAGAGAGAAGGCAGCGGGUCCGUGUUCAUAUGCCGUGGAGGAUGAUACGGCGGUGGCAGCAGCAGCUGCUACAUCAAGGAUGGGCUUAGGGCGGGGAACGGCGGUGGAAGUGGCGGUGGCGGUGGCGGCGACGGUGGUAACCGGAGUGGGGAACAGGGUGCUGUAUAAGCUGGCGUUGGUUCCUCUGAAACAGUACCCUUUCUUCUUAGCUCAGCUUGCCACCUUUGGAUAUGUAAUAGUGUAUUUUAGCAUAAUGCAUAUCCGGCAACAUGCUGGUAUUGUUACCGAAGAGAUGCUGAGUAUGCCAAAAGCCCCUUAUGUUCUCAUUGGUAUUUUAGAGGCUCUUGCUGCUGCCACUGGCAUGGCUGCGGCAGCAAUUCUCUCCGGAGCAUCAAUUCCAAUUUUGUCUCAGAGUUUUCUUGUGUGGCAAAUUCUUCUGUCAAUUAUUUUUCUUGGGAGAAGAUAUAAACUCAACCAACUAUUUGGAUGCUUUCUUGUAACCAUUGGCGUAAUUGUUACUGUAGCAAGUGGAUCAAGUGCUGGGAAUUCAUUAAAAGAAGGUGGUGUAUUUUGGAGCCUUCUGAUGAUAGUUUCAUUCUUUCUCCAAGCAGCUGAUACAGUUCUCAAGGAAAUUAUCUUUCUGGAUGCAAACCGAAAACUGAAGUGUGGCUCUGUGGACCUAUUUGUUGUAAACUCAUAUGGAUCUGCUUUUCAAGCACUAUUCAUAUGCCUUCUCCUCCCCUUCCUUUCAAAACUAUGGGGCAUACCCUUCAGUCAACUACCAACCUACCUUAAAGAUGGUGCAGCCUGUUUCUUGAAUAUUGGUACAUUAUCCAGUGGAUGUGAUGGUGCCCCUCUGCUACCUAUGCUGUUCAUUAUUGUUAACAUGGGAUUCAAUAUUGCAUUGCUUCAUCUCCUCAAGAUCUCUUCAGCUGUUGUAUCUUGUCUGGCUUCCACAUUUUCAGUUCCAAUAUCAAUCUAUGUGUUCACUCUGCCAUUGCCAUACCUUGGGGUUGGAUCAUCUCUUCCAACAGGCUUUGUAGCUGGGGCCAUCAUUCUAGUUUUGGGGUUACUUUUUUAUGCAUGGACCCCUUCAAAUGCUUCCUCACCGAAUGAUGUAUGUUGCAAUUAGUUGACAUUUCAUUGAAGAUGGUACACUACUACAAGAAACAAUUCAUGAUCCAAUUUGUUCCAUGAUGGAUAUAAAAAGAAGAAAGCAAAAUAUUGUUGUUGUUAUAUUAAUUUUAGUUUCAAUUUUUAGUGAAUUGCAAAUUUGCAUUUUUUGGUGAGCUAGGCUCAAAGGGGUAUAAAGAAAGAAGAAAUAGAAGAUGUCUCAAGUUGAAUAUUUUGUGUAAGGUAGGAAAACAGGAUUGAAGAAUAAGAUUUUUUGCCAUGGAAAAAAGGGGGCCAAGACUAAGAUAUUGAAGUGCUACAAAGAGUUCCAAGAUCUUGUUCUUUUACAAAGUAUGGCAUAGUCUAAUUUAUCUAGCAGCCAAUCCCAUUUCAGUGUGAUAAGAUUUUAUUGUAGUGUGUGGAAUGGCACACUAAACACUAAAUAGGGAUAGAAGUGAACUUAAGGAAAUUUUCCAAUUGGGUCCUUUAAUAGUUUAAUAAAUUGAAUUGAUAA
Arachis duranensis is the source of this 1970-nucleotide messenger RNA. Its product is annotated as protein CLT1, chloroplastic. Lineage: Eukaryota; Viridiplantae; Streptophyta; Magnoliopsida; Fabales; Fabaceae. The coding region runs from base 102 to 1475 and encodes 457 amino acids. The record is from RefSeq and is a predicted model, not a curated record. The transcript has 10 exons.